AUGUAGAGAUACAUUGUAAAUUUCAAGCAUAUAUGUAACGGACAUACAUUUCUUUUAUUUUGUUGUUGAAAUUAGUUUUAUAUAGAAUUAAAAAAAAAACAAUAAAAUGGCUGAUAAUGCCCUGGGUGCACUCAAUAGUGAACAAACGGAAAAAGUUCUUCAAUUCCAGGAUUUGACAGGAAUCGAGGAUCUCUCAAUUUGUCGUGAUGUACUGCAAAGACACAAUUGGAACUUGGAAGUGGCCGUCCAGGAGCAACUCAAUUUGUAUGAGGGCAGACCCUCAAUGUAUGCACAGGACUCAAGAGCUAGACCGCCAGCGGUUGUUGAUGAUACAAAUUCAAGAAUUUAUUUCAGUCCAGCGGGAAGCUCUGCUAGUGGUGGCGGUUUUUCAUCAUUUGUAUUUUCCAUGUGCUAUAACUUAGUAACAAGUAUUUUACAUAUUUUAUUCGCUAUAUUCAGGACAAAUGUAAGACCGGUAUCUUCGGAUCCCGUGGAAGAUGUAGUCAGAUUCAUAGGUUCAUUUGAGGAGAGAUAUGGAACGAAUCACCCAGUUUUUUAUCAAGGAUCGUACAGUCAAGCAUUAUCUGAUGCUAAGCAAGAAUUGAGAUUCCUUCUUGUUUAUCUUCAUGAAGAUGACGUACAGAGUGUGGAUCAAUGGUGCAGAAUUGCUCUAACUGAUACAGAGCUCAUCCGUUUUAUCAAUACCUAUACACUAUUGUGGGCUUGUAAUAUAAAAUCUGGUGAAGGCUAUAAAGUAGCUGAAGCCCUGAAGGCUGGUACUUAUCCAUUCCUUGCCCUGAUUGUUUUGAAAGAUAAUAGGAUGACUAUAGUUGGAAGGCUGGAAGGAACUCCCUCAGUAUCUGAACUGAUACUUCGGCUUAAAACUAUAAUUGAUAAUAAUGAAAUGAAUUUAAUACAAGCACGUCAUGAAAGGGCUGAACGCAGUGCAAAUCAAUCUUUGAGACUUCAACAAGACCAAGCGUAUGAAGAGUCUCUCCGUGCAGAUCAAGAAAAAGACCGUAAACGAGAAGAAGAGAAAAGGGCAAAAGAAGAGCAAGAAGCUCGUAAAAGAGAGGAAAUUAAUGCUUUAGAGAUUGAAAUUCAGCGUAUACAACGUGAAAAAGAAUUAACUAUACAGAAAAUACCUGUUGAGCCCGAAGUGGGUCAUCCAAAUUCUUGUCAUCUUCAAAUUAAACUCGGAGGAAGAACAAUUAUCCGAAGAUUUCUCAUGUCAGAUACGGUUGAGGAUGUUUACCACUGGAUAUUUAGUCAACCGGACUCGCCAGUCAACUUUGAAAUAACUACAAGCUAUCCAAAGAGAAUUCUCUAUCCAACAAUGGAAAUGAUAAGUCUAUUCAAAGCUGGUCUUACGCAUCGAGAAGUCCUGCAUGUUAAUGAUCUAGAUGAUUAACAAAGAUUAAUGAGAAAACUAAAGAUUGAUAAUUGGUAAUUUUCGUUGGAAAAUUUUCAAUUGCACGGUAUACAAGAGAAUUGAAAAUAAUUAUGCACAUUUAUUGUUGAAUUAGAUUUGAACUUUCGAGGGUAUUUUGUUUUCUGUUAAUUUUUAUAAAACCCCACUGAAUACAAUCUAUAUAUAAUAUUCAAAACAGAAAAUGAACGAAAACGAUUUCAAAUGUUGGAAAAAAAGGAUAAAUAUUUUUUUUUGCUUAUAGAAUAAUGUGAAUGUCGUACAAUAGUAUAAUAUGGAAAACCAACUCAUGUGUCUAAAUGUCACAAUAAUUGGCAAAAUCAAUAGUAUAAAUGUAAAUGAAAGCAAAGUUAUCGACAUAAUUAUAUUGUAUUUUUUUCUGUUUUAUAUUUGUGUUGAAAUGUGAACAUUUAUUGAUUUUUGCUUAUUAUAAGCAAAAUAACAGGGACGUAGAAGAACUUUAUUAUGAUUUUCUCUAUUAAUUUCUUUUAAGUUAAUAUACAAUGCAUUAUUCCAUAACUUUGGAAAAAUAUUAAAUACAUGAUAAAAUUCUUCGAAUUCGAAUUCGAAAAAGAAAAAAAGAAGUUCAUUAUUUUCAAAUAAAAUAAGAUUUUAUAAUCUCUUUGUAUGAGCACGUGGAAAGCUGAGUGUGCUGCUGCGAGUGAGUUUGCGUGAAAAACAACAAGGAGUUAUAAUAACGAAUGAAUUAAGUUAAUGUUUUCUGAUAAAGUAAUUAGAAUAAAUAAAACAAAUAAUGAAAAGAUUACACCUAUAAA
Molecule: messenger RNA, 2205 nt
Organism: Fopius arisanus
Lineage: Eukaryota; Metazoa; Arthropoda; Insecta; Hymenoptera; Braconidae
Gene: Faf2
Product: Fas-associated factor 2
Exons: 8
Coding region: 107-1411 (434 amino acids)
Cellular component (GO): endoplasmic reticulum
Molecular function (GO): ubiquitin binding
Source: RefSeq, a predicted model, not a curated record